This is a messenger RNA of Amoebophrya sp. A25, 559 nucleotides long. NCBI's taxonomy places the organism in Eukaryota, Dinophyceae, Syndiniales, Amoebophryaceae. The record is from the annotation of a GenBank genome assembly.
ACCGGAACUGCGCAACUAAACUUUUUUCAGUCUGUCUGGGACAAAUUUACGACUAGUGCAGGAGAAGCAAGAACUUCCAAUAUUACGGCAGUGAAAAAUGGCUACCUGCAAGUGAAUCAAAUUCGCCAUAUUGUUGAGCAAGGGCUAAAAAACAAGUGGUCCAACAGGGCCGACCUCUUAGAGGAGCUGUUUCGCCUAUACAUGCGCGUGGGUCUGCAGGAAGAUACUGAGUACACAGGACGUCGUGUGAACUCAAGCAGCGCAGAAUGGGGAGUGGUCGCGCAAAAUGCUCCUCUGUAUGAUGCCAGUCAUUGAGAACCUAAGUUAUAGGGGAAUGUCGUUCCACCCAAAUAUGAAGGGGCCAAAGGUGGAGGGGAACGACAUUCCCCUAUCAACAUUCUCAAUGAGAGUGAAAGCAUUCAUCCUCAGGGUGUUGCAACUGGUUCUUCUGGCGGUAUUUUCAACGCAGACAGCCACACCUUGCCUGUGAUCACGCAUAUUUACUCGGGGGGUAUCCCGUGGCCCAGCGUGGAGGACCUGCAAGAAGAUAAGCUUGGAC